Molecule: messenger RNA, 1647 nt
Organism: Chlamydomonas reinhardtii
Lineage: Eukaryota; Viridiplantae; Chlorophyta; Chlorophyceae; Chlamydomonadales; Chlamydomonadaceae
Exons: 7
Coding region: 127-831 (234 amino acids)
Biological process (GO): peroxisome fission; regulation of peroxisome size
Cellular component (GO): peroxisomal membrane
Source: RefSeq, a predicted model, not a curated record
CACAUACGUACUUGCACAAUUAGACACCGUCGGUGAACGCUGACGCAGUAAACCUUGUCCCGGAACGGCCUGGUCGCUUAGGCUUCACGCAAAGCGCUGAUUUUGUUACUAGAAAGCAUAUUAAAGAUGUCACCAACAUAUGCUGAGCAUCUGAGCGUCAUCAAGGGCUUCUGCGACAAGGCAGAUGGAAAGGACAAGCUUACCGCGCUCAUACAGUAUGCCUGCCUCUUCAUUUCCGCCGGCGAGCCCGGCAACAUCAAGAAGAUCCAAGCGUCUGUGACCGCCGCCCGGAAGGUCUUCCGUGUCAUGCGGCCACUGGAGCUCAUGACGCCGCUGCUGAUCACGCCGGGCUUCACCGGCAAGCAGCCCAUGUUGCUGGAGGCCGUCAACAAGGUCAAGGCGGUGCUCAUGGCCGUGUACUUCGGUGCCGAUCACGUGGUGUGGGCGCACCAGAUCGGCCUCAUCACAGACAAGAAGGUCGGCGAGAGGUACCAGAAGCUGUCGCUGUGGUCUUGGGCGCUGGGCAGCGUGUGCACGGUUGCCACGGAGAGCUACCAGAUUGCGGCCAAGAGCGUGGUGCGCAAGGAGGGCGAGAGCGAGGAGGACUACGCGCGGCGGGUGGAGGAGGUGAAGAAGCAGAUCAACCAGCACCUGUUUGUGCUCAUCCACGGACUGUUCCAGGCAGCUCUGGCGGCGGGCCUGCUGCAGCUGCUGCCGCUCAAGCCGCGCACGGUGGGCCUGCUGGGCGUGGUGGCGUCGGCCAUGAACUGCUACCUGCUGCUGCCCGCCUACCCCAAGCCCGUGGCCGCUGCCAAGGCCAAGUCGGCGUAGAAGGCGUCGUUAGGCGCCGUGCGGCGUUGUAAGGUGUGGCAAAAGGGCGUCGGCACGCUAGAGCGCUAGGGCUUGUAUGCGAGAGGAGGGAGGCAGGAUUGUGGAUGAUGUGGCGGAGGGGCCUGGGCUGGGCUGCGGCCAGCCAGCGUCGGCGCUGGCUGUAACACUCAGGUGGCGUCCUUGUUUCAUGUGUGUUUGCGUGUGGUUUUGCUGUGUGCGGGCUUGAGGUCUGGUGCUCGUGUUGUGUGGCGGGUCGCGGUUCCAGCCAUCGAUUCCUUGUCGCGAGUGACACACCGGCGGGCGACUGGGCGGCGUGGAUGCGCGGGCCUGAGGAGUGGCAGGAACAGCUGCAGCCGUUUGGCCCGCCUGGACGUCCCGGGACAUGUUGCGUGUAGCAGGCGAGGGACGCUCAAUGACAGAAGGCCACGAGCCCGGCUAGGAGGGUCUCAAUUGCCAACCACAUGCUGCUCUAUGGGGAUGAUGUUGGUUUGCGUCGGUGGCCGGGCGUCGAGGACGUGGUUUGUGGCGUGACAUGGUGUAUUGAGGCCCAUUGCGGUGUGCCGGCGAAUGGUAUGGUGCGCGCGCUCGUGCUAAUAUUUAGCUACGGGAUUGCUGCGAGGACGCGCUGGGUUUGCCGUGUUUCUUGUAGCGCACGUUUGUUUUGUGAACACGAGUUUUCCCUACAGCUCUCAUGCGAUACCGCAAUGCGUUCCAUCUUGCCAUAACAUAAUUGUGCACGGGCAAAAUCUUGCCGAUACAAAUUGCAAGCUUCUUGCCUCGGCCGGCGACACUUCAAUCGUGUAAUCGCCCUGACAC